GUACUUUGAUUUACUACCAGGCCUGGUUUGGGCAAGCCUUGAUGUGUAUCUGUCUGGGCAGGGUUACAAAUCAAUUUCUAGCCUUUUAGGCUCUGGGCCUCAACAACAUCGCAGUCAGAGCCAUAAUGUCCAAAUCGCGAACUACAGUGCAUCUUCCCUAGAGUCUUUAUACUGCCAAUGUUUCUCCAAAGGCAAGGCGUCGAUUGAUUAAACGACUUGUAUUAGCAAAGGUUCGCCGGUAUAUAUGGCUCGACUAUAUUUCGUCUUCCCCUCGGCCUGUUCAGACAAGUUGGUCGGCAGUGCGUUCGCUGCUGUUCUCCCAUGCCCGUCCAAACAAGCCUGCACUUUUUGUGUGUAUUCGCUCUCUGGCUAGAUUGGAGUCCAGUCUGUUUGCGUUUCUGGGAAGUCUGUUGUUAGGCUCGCUCUCUCGGUGUGUCCAACGCCAGGGUGGUGUCUGUUUCCCCCGGCCCUCUGCUCCGUGUGGAGGGCCAGCCAGUGUCGCUGCGCUGUGAUGUCACUGACUACGAGGGGCCCAGGGAGCAGGAUUUCGAGUGGACUAUGACCGUGGCAUCGAAGACCAUCCCAGUCAUCUCCACAUUUGACCCCAAGUACUCGGACUCGUCACUAAGCAACCGGGUUACGAGCGGUGACCUGGCUGUGGUCCGACUUGGGGACAGCUCAGUGGAGCUGAAGAUACAGAAAGUGAGGUCAUCAGACAGCGCCACAUACACCUGCAGUACGCCCAGUACGGACUCUGUCAUCACCGGCAACUACAAAGCUGACGUGACGCUCAAAGUAAUUGCUGACACACUGAAGGUAACCACGGUGACCCCAGAGCCCAUUGUCCCAGAGGGCGGUGACAUCACCCUCUUCUGCAACAUCUCCCGCCAGUUCACCGAUCCCACCUACUUGUCCGUCACCUGGUCGCUAAAUAAAACCGGUGUCUCUUCGGCGGACAUCCUGAGUUUUGGCCCUGAUGGGGGUGUCGUCACCGCGAGUAGCUACGCCCAGCGAUAUGCCGAGGGAGGGCUUCGAUUGGCAGUUCGCGGAGACGGGUUGUUUGGAUUGGUUAUUACCAGGGUGACGCAGGGCGACGCGGGGACAUACAUGUGCACGGGGAAGGAGUGGACUCACGAGGCGGGGGGGCGGUGGAAGAGCAUCUUGGGGAAGACUGUGAAGAUGGGAGCUGUGGCCGUCACACCUACAGCUCAGUCUCUGUCUGUGGAGGCCCGGUCCAACACCACCCUCAACAUGGACGACACCCUGACCCUCACCUGCCUGGUCGCCGUCGCCAACCUGGCCUCCGUGGCCCUGGAGGUCAACUGGCUAAUGAACGGGGGCUCUGUGGUCAGCCUGGGUCGCGACGGGGUGGUCGUUGAUGGCUCCCCCUUGGUGGGGCUGGAGCGGGCGGGACCGGGGGACUUCAGACUGGUGGUGAGGGGGGUACGGAAAGCAAACGAGGGCGAGUACUCUUGCAGGGUCCGGGCCUGGAUCAGCCGAGGAGGACCGGGGGGCGGGUGGUAUCAGGCUGCAGAGAAGACUUCCAACCCAGUCCAGGUUCUGGUAACACGGAUCAUUUUUCCCCCUACAGUAAUUGCUGACACACUGAAGGUAACCACGGUGACCCCAGAGCCCAUUGUCCCAGAGGGCGGUGACAUCACCCUCUUCUGCAACAUCUCCCGCCAGUUCACCGAUCCCACCUACCUGUCCGUCACCUGGUCGCUAAAUAAAACCGGGGUCUCUUCGGCGGACAUCCUGAGUUUUGGCCCUGAUGGGGGUGUUGUCGCCGCGAGUAGCUACGCCCAGCGAUAUGCCGAGGGAGGGCUCCGAUUGGCUGUUCGUGGAGACGGGUUGUUUGGAUUGGUUAUUACCAGGGUGACGCAGGGCGACGCGGGGACAUACAUGUGCACGGGGAAGGAGUGGACUCACGAGGCGGGGGGGCGGUGGAAGAGCAUCUUGGGGAAGACUGUGAAGAUGGGAGCUGUGGCCGUCACACCAACAGCUCAGUCUCUGUCUUUGGAGGCCCGGUCCGACACCACCCUCAACAUGGACGACACCCUGACCCUCACCUGCCUGGUCGCCGUUGCCAACCUGGCCUCCGUGGCCCUGGAGGUCAACUGGCUAAUGAACGGGGGCUCUGUGGUCAGCCUGGGUCGCGACGGGGUGGUCGUUGAUGGCUCCCCCUUGGUGGGGCUGGAGCGGGCGGGACCGGGGGACUUCAGACUGGUGGUGAGGGGGGUACGGAAAGCAAACGAGGGCGAGUACUCUUGCAGGGUCCGGGCCUGGAUCAGCCGAGGAGGACCGGGGGGCGGGUGGUAUCAGGCUGCAGAGAAGACCUCCAACCCAGUCCAGGUUCUGGUAACACGGAUCAAGUCCUCAGGAGCAUCUUGUGAUGUUAUUGGUAUUGUUUUACGCAGUAUACUUGGCACUGCUGCAAUUAUCAUCCCAGUUUGUUUUUUGGUGUGGAGGAUAAAAACAGGACCACCCAACAACCCUAUGAGGGAAUUUAGGAAGAUAUGUGUUGAGAAUAAAGAGCAAGGAAACCCAAUCAGAGUGGACCAGGGAUUGGGGAAUGGAGAACAAACCAAAUUCAUUUCCGAUGACAAGCUGUAGAUUAUCCAGUCUUUCAGGAUGUGAUUGCUGUUGUCACUGUGCACAGCCCACCUGGUAUUGCAGCGGAUCUCGAUUCUGUCUAAAGACUCAACCAAUCAAAGGCCACAGCCCAUCUUCCUGUAUUCACCUGCUAGUCAUCUGAACAUGCAAAGACAAUGCGCCCCUAAAGGUCAUGUACUCUCAUUAUCUUCAUCUGGCACAGCCAGAAGAAGACUGGCCACCAAUCACAGUCUGGUUUCUCUCUAAUUUGAAUUAGUAAAAUGUGUUAUUUCCUCUUCCUUUCUGUCAGCUAGCCAGCUAGCGUUCAGCGCUGUUUACAUUUCAAUUGGUUAAGUCACUCACAAUGUGAUCUUGAAGUAGUUGUUUUCAUUGCUGCACAAGGGCAAUUAUCAUUGUGGUGAGAGGAUCAUUGGUUCGAGCCCCCCAUGGGAUAGUCGGAGAUUGGAGGAAGCAAUGCUGUUACACACAGGCCACUAAUGUAAACUGAAUGGAGUUUUGGCAGAUAUGGCAAUUAUUUUCCAGUGUUGGAGAUCACAUCUGCUAGAAUGUCUUCUUAUUUUUUUCUGACAGGAGUGAAAACUGGAAUUAUUUCGAUUGCUCUAGGCUGUUUUCAUCACUGACUGUUAGAUACAACCAAUCGAUCCCCUGCAUGGUUUUUGACACACCCUUCUAAUUAUAGAAUACAAUAAAGAAACUGGGAUAUCUUACCUGAGGAAAAUGGGAAAUGUUGCAUGAUGAAAAAAGGAAAUAGAUAAAUGAUUAAACUGUGCUAGGCCUGGGAAAAAAAUAAAAGUGAGGUGUUG
Messenger RNA from Esox lucius (northern pike), 3416 nucleotides. Its product is annotated as immunoglobulin superfamily member 8-like. Lineage: Eukaryota; Metazoa; Chordata; Actinopteri; Esociformes; Esocidae. The record is from RefSeq and is a predicted model, not a curated record. The coding region runs from base 559 to 2613 and encodes 684 amino acids. The transcript has 12 exons.